UUCGGCUUCCACUCCGCGGCCUCGCAGUCCCCCACCCCCGCCUCUUCUACCCGAACCCACCUUCGCUCCCUUUCCAGGCCGGGUCAAUGCGGUGCUUUCCGCCGGGCCAUGGACACCAGCGACCUCUUCACCAGCUGCAAGAAGGGCGACGUUUGUCGCGUGCGAUACCUUCUUGAACAGCGAGAUGUUGAAAUCAAUGUCCGAGACAAAUGGGACAGUACGCCUUUAUAUUAUGCUUGUCUCUGUGGACAUGAAGAACUUGUGCAAUAUCUUCUAGCCAAUGGUGCAAAAUGUGAAGCAAACACAUUUGAUGGUGAACGUUGCUUAUAUGGAGCUCUGAAUGAUACUAUUCGGCGAGUGUUGAAGGAAUAUAAACAGAUCACAGCAAAGUGCAUGAAGAGGGACUAUUAUGAUGCAUUUCUUCAGCGGCUUCUAGAACAGGGUUACCACAGUGACAUUGUUUUUAUUGUUCAUGGGAAGUCUUUCUGUGCUCAUCGCUGUGUACUGGGUGCUCGAAGUGCAUAUUUUGCAGAAAUGUUUGAGACCAAGUGGAAGGGGAAAAAUGUCAUAGCACUGAAACAUCCAUUGAUCAAUCCAGCAGCCUUUAGUUCCCUUCUGCAAUACCUCUAUACAGGGUGUUUGGACAUAGAUGUAGAAUAUGUUAAUGACUGCAAGAGAUUGGCCAAACAAUGUCAGCUCCAAGAUCUCAUUGAAGACUUGGAAACCAAAUGUAAAAAGGUGUAUGAAUUUGUUUCGUCCAAGCCAGGCACCUGUGUAAAGGUGCUUACAAUUGAACCAUCAGGUGAUUCACGGUUGCAGGAAGACCUCGCUCUGCUAGCAGAGUGUGCCUUGCCAGCUGAAUUCAGGGUAGGUUUUGGAGAGUUGCCUUUUGAUAGCACCGACAGCUUCAGUAGUUAUCCUGAUCUGUGUUUCCGAGUGGCAAAUUACAGUUUCCUGUGUCACAAGGCAUUUUUCUGUGGCCGAAGUGACUAUUUCAAAGCCCUUCUAGAGGACCACUUCUCAGAGAGUGAGGAACUACAGACCCAACCCAGCAUCCCUGUGGUGACUCUUCACGACAUUUCAGAGGAGAUCUUCAUCAGAGUUCUAUAUUACAUCUAUAGUGAUGACACAGAGUUGUCUCCUGAAAACGCCUAUGAAGUGCUUUGUGUGGCCGAUAUGUAUCUGUUACCUGGGCUCAAGCGUCUGUGUGGGAGAAUUUUGGCACAGGUUCUUGAGGAAGACAGUGUUGUCAGCAUCUGGAAGAUUGCAAAGCUAUUCCAGCUGACCCGAUUGGAAGAUCAAUGCACAGAGUAUAUGGCAAGGAUAAUUGAGAAGUUAGUGGAGUUUGAGGAAUUUGCAGCAGCCGUGAAGGAGAAUGCUGAUGCCGUGGAGGAGCGGCAGGAGACUGAUUCUAUUCCUCUGGUGGAUGACAUCCGUUUUCACAUAACCAGCAACGUUCAAACGUACAGUGCCAUUGAAGAGGCUAACCAGAAAUUAGAUGCCCUGGAUAAUCUUUUGGCUAGCAUCGGACUUGAAUGUUAAGCUGGGAGAUUUUCUUGUGUCAUUAUAUGAAGUAUCAGUUCAGAGUUCAUUUCUGCAAAGUUCACAUCUUUUUCUCUCUUAUUUGGUUUUCCCAUUUCUUUAUAUUUUAUUUAAGUUUCUCUUAUUUUUUGUGUUACUGACUAUUGCAUCUGGGUUAAUAUUUUUCUUCUUCCAGGAAACAGGUCCCCAGAAGAAUCUGUAAUUUAAAAAUAUGGUUGGGUGUAUCUAAUGUUGUUGAGGAAAGAUUUGCAUGUUUUAUGUAAUGAAUGUACCGUUUAGCGUAUAACUGCAGUCCCAAAAAGCCCAAUGAAAAUAGGUCCACCCUUCAGAACAUUGCCAUUCCUGCUGGAUAAAGAAGGAAAUAAAAACUUUUACUGAAUUAUAAGAAUAGGAAAUUGGUGGACUAGAAGCUGGGACUGCCUGCUGUUAGUCUUACAGCCUAAUCUUCCAAAUGUGCACAGCUGGAACUGAGCAGACCCGUUUCUAGUCUAGCUACCUUAUUCAUCAGGUGAUCAACUCCAAUUGCUUCUUUAAAAAAAUUCUGUUCUGAUCCUUGAAAUAAAAUAUUUUGUCAUCACUAGGUGCAAAUGCACUCCCCCCGCUUUUUCCCCCCUGCUAUUUUGUAGGGGACAUUGAGACAUGGAGGCUUACCAUAUCUGUAGAUAGUAAUGUUCCUUUGAUUUUAUUAUGCUUGGGGAUUCACCCAACUGAUUCACAAAUUUUAGCAUGGAGUAUGUAUGUACAAGUGACUGUGUUCUACUUGCAUGAUACCACAAUGGAUCGAUGGAGCAUUGUUUCCCUUUGCAGUGGAGGUAUACAUUUGUUUUGUGCAGAUCCCAAUAUUGUGAGGCAAUAGAAGGUAUCAUCUUGCUAGUUCUACCCUUUGAUAUAUUGAAUGGCAGAUGGGAAUAUAUGCACAUGCCAUAGUCUACACAGUGCAAUAUUUUAGGGUAAACAUCCUUUGGAUUAAGUCAGUUCACAUUAAGGUCACCUAUGUGAAGGGCUGUAUGAAAAUUUAACAUUCUCUUGUUGGAUGCAGUGAGGUGUAGGUAAUCCAUAUGUACACAGUUCUAAUAUCUAUGAUCACCUGUUGAUAACAGAUGUUCUGGCUGGCUCUAUGUAAUUGGCAGGUUUCCUAAAUGAGACUAGUGCUGUUUCCCCAUUCUGUAUAUAUUAAAUCUAGGGUAUAUAUAAAUAACUCAUGAGAUUAGUUUAAUUACUAAAUUCAGAAUAGCAUAGCAGAGUGAUAGAGGUGCCCUGAACUAACAUUUGUCAAGUUUUCUACCUGACCUUUCAUAAUCUGCAUCGUCAUGCCAUAUUUACAUGUUGCACAAUUAUUAAGAUCUUAGUCUGUAAGUAAAUAGUGUCUUACCACUGUCCAGGUCAUUAUGUUCUCUGUUACUCCCCCCCACCCGCUCAAUUAAUAUGAAUGAUAGAUGGAAAAUGCAUUCUGGCCAUUCAGAAAGUGGGAAGGGAGAGAUGGGGGAAAUGCAGUAAAAUGAGUGCGUAAUAUAGAAACCAUAGUAAGUAGAUCAGCCAGGGUUCUAUGUCACCCAACCACCCUAGAAUUAUGUGCUUGUCAUUAGAGAAAUUUGACAAGGAAAAUACUAAAUCCCAUUUGGCUUACCCUGACCUUAUGAGGCAAUAUUUUUCCUAUACUACGGUACUACUGUUAGUAAGUGUUACAGCAAUUGCAUUGAUAGAUUAACUUUAGUGGGACAUUGAUGUGACAAAAAUGAUGUUGGACUCUAGCACAGUUUUCCAUGCACUGAUAACUCUUUACACAUAAGGUCAAGAAGUUGUGUAUUCCUAAUAGUAUGCCAAGGAAAGCACACCUCUUAAAGGAAUGGUGCUUAUUUAAAAGCAUGUGGAAAUAGUCUGUUAUUCACAAGCCAUAAAUAAAAGCCUGGCCAGGAUCUUUUUCCCCCUGCAUUUUAUGAGGAAAAUCAAGGGAACUAAAAUGCUGGAUUUCUUGACAUUUCUUUUCGGCAAACAUCUUUGGCAAAUAUUUUAGACUGUUUCUUGUACCAACUUAUAAGCCCCCUCCAGUGAAUAAAUGGACAUCAUAGUGGAAUAAAUUAUAACAACCUUUUCUGUUUCAAUUUUUUAUUUGAAAUAGUAAAUUAUUGGAACAAAAACAAAGCACAGUAAGCUUUUUUAAGCAUCCUAGUGUUCUCUUCCUUGCAAAUAUCUAGUAAAGUUAACAUGAUAUAAGCACAGAAAAUUACUACUAGUAAUUGCUUAUUGGUGGGUUUUUUUUAAAUAAAAGACUUUUUAAAAAUAUUGUCAAGUGAAGAUCCAGUUAACUUUUAGGCAAUGAAGGUGGCUGAACAAAGCUUUGUUCAUAGUACUGAGAAUUAUAAGUAAAUUCAGAAUGAAUUACCAGUAUUACUGUGUUUGGAAGCUGCUUCUCAGUACAGCUCCUUGUUGAGCUAUCCCCUUGCUCUGUCUCAUAUUUUGUUGGUUGCCUUGAUAUAAAUCAGAGUUGUGGAUAAAAACAAGCACCAGUAGUACCUAUUUAACAUUUGGUGAAAAGUCACCUUUCUUAAAUCCAAAGAAGUUAGGAAAACAAUGGAUCUCUUAAUUAUUUAUUGUAUAGUCUUCCUGGCUAUUAA
Messenger RNA from Notechis scutatus (mainland tiger snake), 4157 nucleotides. The record is from RefSeq and is a predicted model, not a curated record. Lineage: Eukaryota; Metazoa; Chordata; Lepidosauria; Squamata; Elapidae.